AGCCUUAUCAUUCGCUGACCUAUAUACCAAAUUCGUUUCCAAAGCCGCCGAUGUUGAUAACAAGUGGGCCCUACUUCAUCUCUUCAAUAUCAUUUCUCAAGAUCGUAAAACCGCCGUUAAAUCUCAACUCGAUGCUUCCGUUUUUCUUCCGAAUUUAACUAUCUCCGAUAACAACGUUGGUCCACGCCGUAUUGAAAAUAAGGGAUGGAGCGACGGUGUUGUUGUUCUUGCUAAGGAUCCUAAUAAUCGCCGCGACAUUGCGUUUCAUGAGUAUGUGAAAUUGGUUAAGGAAGAAAACGAUGUGACGGAAGAGGCUAUGGUGACUGAUGUGCUUUAUGCUUGUCAAGGAGUUGAUGAGAGCUAUCAUUCCUGUUGAAGAUCAAAAGCCAUUCCUUCAUUCUGCUUAUCAGAAUCACUCCAAGGGCUUUCACAUAGACAUCAACAUGCUUCCCAAGCCAUUAACGUCAAUUGAUGAUUCGUCUUCUGCAAGUGAUGGAUCAAAGGUGCGCGUGGCUUAUCAGGGAGUGCCGGGAGCAUACAGUGAGGAUGCAGCUUUGAAAGCGUAUCCAAAUUGUGAGACUGUGCCAUGUGACGAUUACAAAGCUGCAUUUAAGGCAGUUGAACUGUGGUUGGUUGAUAAAGCGGUUUUACCAAUUGAAAAUUCUGCGGAUGGAAGCAUCCAUCGCAAUUAUGACUUACUUCUUCAACAUAAGUUGAAUAUUGUCGGAGAGGUGCAGCUGCGUGCUAACCACUGUCUCUUAGGAUUGCCCGGUGUGACAAUGGAGGAACUCGUCAGUGUUGUGAGUCAUCCUCAGGCUCUUGCUCAAUGUAGGACGGUGCUGAACGAUUUAGGCGUUGAUAAAGUUCGUGACCAGGAUACUGCCGUUGCUGCUAAGACAGUGGCCAUAAAUUGUGUAAGACACACCGGAGCCAUUGCAAGUUCCCGAGCUGCAGAAAUAUACGGCCUGGACAUUCUUGCUGAAGGAAUUCAGGAUGAUGAUGAAAAUGUUACCCAUUUCUUGGUCCUUGCGAGGGAGCCUAGAAUUCCAGGAACUGACAGGCCCCAUAAGGAUUUAUAA
Messenger RNA from Lathyrus oleraceus (garden pea), 1079 nucleotides. Its product is annotated as arogenate dehydratase/prephenate dehydratase 1, chloroplastic. Lineage: Eukaryota; Viridiplantae; Streptophyta; Magnoliopsida; Fabales; Fabaceae. Gene Ontology annotation, molecular function: prephenate dehydratase activity; arogenate dehydratase activity. The record is from RefSeq and is a predicted model, not a curated record. The transcript has 9 exons. The coding region runs from base 327 to 1079 and encodes 250 amino acids. Gene Ontology annotation, cellular component: chloroplast; cytoplasm. Gene Ontology annotation, biological process: L-phenylalanine biosynthetic process.